Molecule: messenger RNA, 753 nt
Organism: Elaeis guineensis (African oil palm)
Lineage: Eukaryota; Viridiplantae; Streptophyta; Magnoliopsida; Arecales; Arecaceae
Source: RefSeq, a predicted model, not a curated record
GCUAUAUUUGAUUCGCAUCUUUGCUUGGCGCCUCGUCUCCUGGUCUCAGCUUCUCGAAAGAAAUGCGGGCUAGAGCAUGGAAUGUGGCGGGAAGAAUUGGCGCCAAUGAUUUUCCGCGCUUUUCUAGCUUAAAACCGAAUCCGCCUCUCAUCGGCCCUCCAUCUCCAUUUCCCCCCACCUCCCUCAUAACUCUUCCAACUCGCCUCUCCCGAAUCAACAUGGCGGCCAACGGCGCAAGGGAGAACGGCAGCCCCGGCAUCCAGGAGCCCUCUCUCAAAGUCCCCAAGCUCUCGGAGAAUGGUGCCGCCGUGGACCACCACCACCUUCGCCUCGGUCGGGGCUGGCGUGGAAGCAUUCCAUUGAUGUGGGAGCGGGUGUGAUCGAUGCGGAUUACCGUGGACCGGUCAGCGUCAUUGUGUUCAACCACUCGGAUGUGGAUUUCGAGGUGAAGCCCGGCGAUCGGAUUGCUCAGAUGAUCAUAGAGAGGAUUAUGAUUCCAGAUGUGGUCGAGGUUGACGAUUUGGAUUCCACUGUUAGGGGAGCUGGAGGGUUUGGAUCCACAGGGGUUUGAAAAUGGGAAAUAAUAUAGAUGCUAUUGAUGUUUUAGAUUUUUGGGGAUGGCACUCUUCUUGCUUCUUGGGAAGGGAAUUCUACUAAUGAAGUGUGAUCAGUGAAUCAUGUUUUGUUACUGUGAACUGUGCACCUCAUCUAUCUGAAUGGUUUAAUGUUUGGUUCAUUCUCUUUCAUUAUUCA